Molecule: messenger RNA, 637 nt
Organism: Paramecium pentaurelia
Lineage: Eukaryota; Ciliophora; Oligohymenophorea; Peniculida; Parameciidae
Source: the annotation of a GenBank genome assembly
AUGAAGUGCUCUUGUAACAAUGAUUUGAUUAUACAAUUUUCAAAUGAUAAAUUGUACAUUUAAGCUUGUAUUCAAAUUGUAUCAAUUAUUCAUAGGUAAUAAUUCACAAAAUUUUAUCCCAAAAUAUCAAGGAUUGCCUGAAUCUACUAAUGAAAGUAAUGAAGAAAGUAAUUAAAUUGUUCGAUUUAUGUAAUAAUUUACUAAUAAGAAUCUUGAUUAAAAUUCUUUUAAAUAGAUUUUUGAGUUCAAUGCAAAUAGUUAAAGUGUAUAACAUUAAAUAAAUUGUAGCAUUUUAAAAUGUCAAUUGAUAAUGAUAAUAAUUUUAGAAUUAUGAGUUCUCAAUAGCCUAUUAUUAAUCAAUGCAUCUGUUAACAUGAAUUAAAAAAAUAGAAAAAAUAAAAACAGAAAGCAAAACAACCACAACCUAAACCAACUAUUGAAAAAACUUAAGAAAAUUCAGAUUCUAAAACAUCUCAAAAAUAAUCGAAAGCUCAUUCUUAAGUGAAUGAGGAAAUUCGCAUUUUUGAAGAUAAAAUUAGAUCAUAUACAUCUGACAUUGAUGAAUCGAAAAAAAAAUCAUUAAAUCUUCCACAAGAGUGGAUAAAAAGAUUAGGAACCUAAAAAAAGAAGAAGUGAA